Messenger RNA from Eutrema salsugineum, 2179 nucleotides. RefSeq lists its product as uncharacterized. The record is from RefSeq and is a predicted model, not a curated record. The coding region runs from base 117 to 1730 and encodes 537 amino acids. NCBI's taxonomy places the organism in Eukaryota, Viridiplantae, Streptophyta, Magnoliopsida, Brassicales, Brassicaceae. The transcript has 3 exons.
AGGAACAAAAAAAAAAAAGCGAGUGUCUUUUGAUCUCAGAAAACCCUAAUUUGUUAACAACCCUAAUCCCAAUUUCACCGUACCCCCUUCCUCCAAAUUCCAUAUUCUGUAUGUAAAUGCAUCUGAAGAAUUCAACUGUAGCAGAACGGCGGUGUAUCGGAAAAGAAGCCGCCGGUUAUUUACCUUCCUCCGAUUUGGAUCCGAAACCUAAGAGUAAGCACCAUCGUCCUCUUCAAGUACCCGAAAUUCUGACCACAGACAAAUCUACAUACCCAACCGCCAUUGGCGCAGGCGCUGGAUUCACUGUGUUCAAUCAAGUGCAAGCUCAGAGGCAUCUGACCGUUGAAAUCCCAGAUUCAUCGUCUCAAAGCCUUACAUCAACUCCGAAAAAGAGGCCUGUGGUGGCUCAAUCUUCUCAUCCGUUUAAUUUUGUACCCAACGUUGACGAUUUCCGCCGAGGAGGAGGAGGAGGAGGAGGAGGAGGAGGAGGAGGAAGCCACCGGGCAAGCUUGGGAAGCUCGAUCUCAUCUUAUUUUCCGUCUUACCUUUUGUCGUUUGUAUCUUCGUCUCUUCCAUCGAUCCCAUCAGCGACUAAUCAGAAGCUCCUCCGCCAUGUCCUUCGAGUCCGAUUGAUAUGUUUCCAUCUUCGUUUCCUUCUUCUUCUCUCCGUUCCUCCUCUUUACAUCUUCUUCCUGUUGAUCAGUUUCCGAGUCUUCCUUCUCUUCGUCUUCUCGAUUAUCGCGUUUUCCUUCAUCCUUUCGAUCUCUCUCAAAUUCGCUCUUCCUCACCUACCAUCAAUUCGCCUGAUUAUCGCUCGCUUGCUGUCCCUCAAGCUUACCCCUACCAGAUCAUCGUCUCCCUCUCAAGAGAGCACGAAACAUGUUGUUUGGUCAAUCGGCUCGAAGCCCGUCACAGAGAAGAAGACCAAUUCCGGCUCUUGGGUUCAAAAGUACAGCUCCGGUGAUGUAUACGAGGGAGAGUUUCAUAGGGGAAAGUGUUCAGGAAGUGGAGUUUAUUACUACUCCAUGAAGGGUAAAUACGAAGGCGAUUGGAUUGAUGGGAAAUAUGAUGGCUAUGGAGUAGAAACAUGGGCUAAAGGAAGUAGGUAUCGAGGUCAAUACAGGCAAGGGAUGAGACAUGGAACUGGAAUCUACAGAUUUUAUACAGGGGAUGUGUAUGCUGGUGAGUGGUCCAAUGGACAGAGCCAUGGUUGUGGUGUUUAUACCUCUGAGGAUGGUAGUCGAUUUGUUGGAGAGUUUAAAUGGGGUGUCAAACAUGGUCUCGGUCACUACCAUUUCAGAAACGGUGAUACAUAUGCUGGAGAGUAUUUUGCAGACAGGAUGCAUGGUUUUGGAGUGUAUCAAUUUGGAAACGGGCAUCGGUAUGAAGGAGCCUGGCAUGAGGGAAGAAGACAAGGGCUUGGUAUGUACACAUUUAGGAAUGGUGAGACACAGGCAGGCCAUUGGGAAGACGGUGUUCUCAGCUGUCCUACCGAGCAGACCACACGUCCGGAUUCAUCAUUUACCAUCAGUCAUUCCAAGGUUCUCGACACUGUCCAGCAAGCAAGAAAAGCAGCCGAGAAGGCACGUGCAGUUGGGAAAGUGGAAGAGAGAGUGAACAGAGCAGUGAUGGUCGCAAACCGAGCAGCAAAUGCUGCUAGAGUUGCUGCUACAAAGGCUGUUCAAACCCAAACGUUUUACUGUAGUAGUGGAGGCGAUGAUCCAUUGUGAGUUCCUGUGGCAAAGCUUUUGACAUAGUCGCAGUCAUGAAUUCAAAAUUGCUUGAAGACACGAGAGAGAAAGAGAGACAUGUUGAGAAACACAGUCAAAAUCCGCAUCUCCGCUGAGAUUUUCUUGAAGGCGAACCGCUUGGAACCAAUGUCGAGAUCUCAUAAGUAAAUAAAUAAGAGUUCUGGCUAUGGAGCAAGCGAUAGAGUUUUACUUUUUUUCUUUUCUCCCACUUUUUUAUUUUAUUAUACUGGAUGGUUGCCCACAAGAUGCAUGGAUUAUAUUUCUAGUUAUUCUGUAUUUUAUUUUUUGGGUUAGUUUAUGGUUUUAGUAGGAUGAUGUGUUUAUCAACAAAAAAAAAUGAGUAGAAUGAUAUGUUAUUGUUUAACAUAUGAAAUGUAAAUGUGAUCUUAAAUAUUACACUAUCUCUUAAUUUACAUAUUGAAGCAUUA